AAGCCAAGAAGCAUGCGCAAGCACCAGUUCCUAUAGUCUUCUUUCGUCGACGUAUUCUUUAUGCUUCCCCAGUACUCGACUCGAGGGGAAGGAUUCAAUUUGGGAUGAAGAACCAUGUUCUCAACCGGCUUCCCGCUUCCGAAUCUCUCGCUCACAAUGUACACAUACUGAAAUAUAUCUUCCCAAAACAGUUCGGCUUGCAUAAUAUCUUCUCGAGCUUGUCGGGUGGCCAGGACAUGCAACCCUUCAAGGACUAUGCAUCUCGUGAGGAAGAAAUCGCGAAUGCAGCGAAGCUGGCACACUCAAAGCGUCCUAAGGCAGACGAAAGCAAUCCCUUGAUCAAGGUUCCGAAAAGACUUCAAGGCCAAGCUAUUGAACUGGUGCAGCAAUUGCAGAACCGAAACAAGCACUGUUCAUAUGUGCAUUUACUCGACUAUUACUGUCCCUCAGAGGUAUGCUUCCGAUCCCUCCUGUGAAUGUAGUUAAUGUUUUCAGUGUAUUGGCCCGUGGAGACUCGGUCCUGAACCCCUUCAAGAUCCAAAACUGUCAGCGCCAGAAUCCUUGAUCACUCAGCCACGACUGCCCUGGCAGCAGUCCGCUUUGGAUCGAAGUAAUAAUCCCUUAGCAUCCUCAGAUGCUCAUGUGGCCCCA
This is a messenger RNA of Aspergillus ibericus CBS 121593, 651 nucleotides long. RefSeq lists its product as uncharacterized. The transcript has 2 exons. Bases 105 to 476 code for a protein of 123 amino acids. The record is from RefSeq and is a predicted model, not a curated record. Lineage: Eukaryota; Fungi; Ascomycota; Eurotiomycetes; Eurotiales; Aspergillaceae.